This is a messenger RNA of Lactuca saligna, 492 nucleotides long. The record is from the annotation of a GenBank genome assembly. NCBI's taxonomy places the organism in Eukaryota, Viridiplantae, Streptophyta, Magnoliopsida, Asterales, Asteraceae.
AUGGCAUCUUCAAAUCUUAUGUCAAAUGUUCCUGGGAGUAGGAUUAGUGGCUGGAAUGGUCUUCCACCAGAGAUUCUGACAUGGAAAACCAUCAACCAGGAGGUGGAAAGCAUGAACUAUAUUCGUUAUGUGAUGGAAAUGAUUGAGGAGAAAGAGGAAAUUCCAAUUGUUGAACUUGGUGAUCAUCUGUAUUUUGUGGGCUUCCAGUUUCAUCCCGAGUUCAAGUCUCGGCCGGGAAAACCUUCUGCACUUUUCUUAGGUGUUCCAAACCAAAUGGAUGAAUUGGUCCUGAGUUGUGGCUGGAAAGGUGAGUUGUGGCUGGAUACUAAAGUGUUGGGAGAACGUAUGUAUUCAGCUUUUGAGCAGAUGUCUGCCUCAUAUGUCGUGGGUCACACUCCAUAUUACUGCUUGCAGCAGAAGCAGAAAGUGGUGCUGAUUUGUAUUUGCUGCCUGGAUUCACCUCUAAUAAAGGAAAUGGAAGAAGCCUCAUGA